CUCAUUCUGCUGCUAGGCCUCGGGAGCUCCUCUAAGAUUCCCGCAUUGUUUUCCUGUCUCUCGACGCGUGCGUCGACGACAAAGCGGAGAAAAAAGGGUGGGAGGUCGUUC
Nannochloropsis gaditana CCMP526 is the source of this 111-nucleotide messenger RNA. RefSeq lists its product as uncharacterized. The annotation marks the transcript as partial. The record is from RefSeq and is a predicted model, not a curated record. The transcript is spliced from 2 exons.